Megalobrama amblycephala (Wuchang bream) is the source of this 1803-nucleotide messenger RNA. It is a transcript of the gene ttc9b, whose product is annotated as tetratricopeptide repeat domain 9B. The transcript has 3 exons. Gene Ontology annotation, molecular function: protein binding. Bases 681 to 1412 code for a protein of 243 amino acids. NCBI's taxonomy places the organism in Eukaryota, Metazoa, Chordata, Actinopteri, Cypriniformes, Xenocyprididae. The record is from RefSeq and is a predicted model, not a curated record.
AUAUUUUGGGUUCAUUUUAAACAACUAUUGUUUAAAAAUUACUGUAUUGCUUGAGUUAAAUAAAACUGCCCAGUAGGUUGAACAAACAUUUAAGCCAAUUGCUGUGUUUGUCCAUUUUCAACCCAACUUGGGUUAUUUAUAACCCAGCAUUUUUUAGUGUGUACCAUCUUAAGAUGGUUUUGAACGUGUUAGCUGAUCAACCAGCAACUAUAUCCCAAAACACAGUCACCAGAUAAGCUGGAUUUCACUACGGGGAUUCCACACAGUGAGGCGGUAAUUGCAUCGCCCCUUCAUGACGUAAAGAUGGGCAGCCUUUGCAUUUUUAAUUCAUAUUUGGCUUUAAGACGUUUGGAGAUUUACCGCUCCUCUUUAAUGUAAUCGUGAUCCACCAGUAACAGCAUCAUCUCACGAUUAAUUCCUUCCCAUAAUGUCUCGCGAUAGUGCUCGUUGGCGCUGUCUGUGGUGCUGAAGCUGCUCUCGCCGGCGGCAAAGAGUCCUCCUGCUCCAGCAUCAUCUCCACGCGCUGCUCCACCAGAGACGACCGCGAUUUGUUUGUGCUCUUUGUCUCUUCUAACGCGUUUUUAUAGCCGGGAAUCUUCAGUGUUGUAUCUACCUCCUCCCGGGGAGAUACUAUCCGGUCGCGCCUGUGUUUUCCGACUCUCGUUUGGCUCGCAUCCUUUAUGCACAGCACGCUGCUCCAGCCCUUAAAGAGAACACAGGCAUCCGUGUCGGAACAGCAUGGCUUCCUGAGCGAGAUGGAAGCGAAGCAGCACUCGAUCAAGAGCCUGAAGAGCUAUCCGGAGGCUGGGGGCCGGAGUCUGGCGGCGGCGGCGGCGGGUGGGGACGUCGGAGGUGGAGGGUAUCGCGUCGGCGGCGCGGAGAUGGAGAUGGAGGCGAAAAUACAGAAAGCGAUCGACUUCAAACUGGAGGGUCACCGAUGCUACAAGGAGAAGAAAUUCCGGGAAGCUAUUGGGAAAUAUCACAGGGCGCUGCUGCAGCUGAAAGGGGUCCAUGUCGUCGACGGGACCACCGGAUCCGAGGUGAACCUCCUGAAUCAAGCCGCUGCCAAGCUGACGGAAGAGCAGCGGAGAGCGGUGGAGAGCACCGAGAUCGAAUGCUACGACAGCCUGACAGCAUGCUUGCUGCAGUCGGAGCUGGUGAAUUAUGAGCGGGUUAAGGAAUAUUGUUUGAAGGUCCUCGGACACCAGCAGGAUCACUUUAAGGCCAUGUACCGUGCUGGGAUUGCCUUCUACCACCUUGGAGACUAUGAGUGUGCCCUGCGUUACCUGCGCGAUGCCAAGUGCCGUGAACCCACAGACACAAACGUGCUGCGAUACAUCCAGCUGACGGAGAUGAAGAUGAAUAAGUGCAGUCAGCAGGUCCGUGAAAGUGGGAAAGAGUCACUGGGUUAAACUCGGCCCGAAGCCCACUGCUCCGCCCGCUCAUGCCUCGCCCUAACCCUGAUAGAAAACCUCUCCUCUCGAGUCUCUGCCCUUUAUCCCACAAUGCCCCCAAUCCCUUGGACAACCAGGAUACAUGUGCUGCGUUCCCGAAACGAAACGGGCACAGCUACAGCACAGCACCCCGCGACUGUCUUUUCUCGCUCUGUCCCUUUAAAUCCAACGUCCCCGGUGCUUUCAUUUCCCAGGAAUUGAGAAUCUGAUUGAUGAACGAAGAACACGACGAGGAAAAAAGAGGAAAUGCUCAACUAUAAUUAUAAAAACAAUGGGGGUCUGACAUUACAAUUUAAAAUUACAUGAUCGAAUAAGGAUAUUAAAAUGUGCAUAAUGUUUUAACAAAAAA